AUGAGAAGAAGAAGUCUCCGUCUUUGCAACAAGAGGAAAACCGAUGUUGUCCCCUUGGAUCUACAGAACGAGAUUCUUAGCCGGUUGCCAGCAAAAUCCCUAGUUAGGUUUAUGGUCGUAUCCAACUCAUGGCAAGAAAUCAUCCGCAGCAAGAGUUUCAUCAGAUCAUUUAACUUUCGAUCAUUGACUCAGCCCCAGCCUUUACGUUUCCUACUCGCUUUACACGAUACAGAUCUAAGUUGCCGCUUCUUCUCUUCAUCUUCUUCGCUAUUGUCGUCAUCAACAUCAAUAUCAACCACUUUUCUAUCCAAAAUAACAUUUCCUCUCCGACGUGCCUCGUACCCUAGUUAUUACGUUAAUGGUCUGAUCAACAUGGAUGGGUUUGUGUACUACAUAGCGUACACGGGCGCAGGAACGAUGAGCCUGAUGAGAUUCGAUCUGAACUCUGAGAAGAUUGAUAUAUUUGCUAGAGUAUCUGAGGAAAUGAAAGCUUUGCGUUACCUUGACAAUGGUUCUAGAACUUUGAUAAACUACCAUGGCAAAGUAGCCAUAGCCAUUCAUACGUAUCAAGGGCUAUCUACGAUUGAUUUGUUUGUUUUCGAAGCAGGGAAACAGGAUUACAAUUUACAAAGAGAAGUCUUUCGAUAA
Molecule: messenger RNA, 648 nt
Organism: Eruca vesicaria subsp. sativa (arugula)
Lineage: Eukaryota; Viridiplantae; Streptophyta; Magnoliopsida; Brassicales; Brassicaceae
Source: the annotation of a GenBank genome assembly